Messenger RNA from Vanrija pseudolonga, 1781 nucleotides. RefSeq lists its product as uncharacterized. Gene Ontology annotation, cellular component: plasma membrane. The transcript has 2 exons. Gene Ontology annotation, biological process: cell division. The record is from RefSeq and is a predicted model, not a curated record. Lineage: Eukaryota; Fungi; Basidiomycota; Tremellomycetes; Trichosporonales; Trichosporonaceae. Bases 15 to 1781 code for a protein of 588 amino acids.
CGCCCAUCCACACAAUGUACGACGACAAGAAGUCGACCACGCCCAGUGGCGAGCAGGCCUUUUUGCUCGUGACGCUGCCACACGUUACUGUGCGCCAGGUGUUUGAGGGCGAGCCAAUGGUCCUGGCCACGGGCGGGUUACAGCUCGAGUGCGUUGCGCUCCCCAUCCCUCCCGAGAUCGGCCACCAGACCGCCAACCCCUUCGCGGCCAACCAGUUCGAGCACGGCACGCCGACGCACGACCUCUGGCUCGUCGUCCGCGUCGGCGACAGCUUUGAGCACACGCUCGUGCCCGAGAACUUCCUCAAGGCGCGCCCGCCCAACACGCCAGGCGGAGUCACGGGCGGCGCCGCCCUCCCUGUCCCCAGCUACGUGAUCAAGGAGCCGGCCGUCCCCGGUGCCCAGCUCGUGCUCGAGCUCUCGGCGCCGCAGAACGCGUCCGACCUCGACGACCUCGAGUUCUUCGAGACGCUGCUCACGCAGUACGGCGCGCUGGAGCAGGGCGAGUCGGCCCUCACGGGCAUCACUUUGCCUACGGCCGCGGCUGGCGGUGCUGCCGCCGCCGCCGCCGCUGGGUCAAGCUCGCAGCAGGCCCAGGUCGAGGUCGAGCCUGAGCUCGUCGAGAUCCAGGGCGGAGAGGAUCUCAAGGGUCAGCUCGUUCUCGUCGACGAGGAGACGGGCAAGGUACUCGGCCAGCUCGAGACCACGGCCGAGGUCUCGGGUGCCCCUGUCGACUCGCAGCGGCCCGACGCGCCUGUGCUCCUCGACUUUGGACCGAUCGUGAACCAGUACGCUGGGCGCGUGGUCCAGGUCGAGCAAAUCCCCCCCGAGGAGAUGAACGACUGGAUCCUCCGCGGCGCGCACUACAUGUCCCAGGGCAUCCUGUACGUCGGCGGCGUGUCGUCCAACGCCAUCCUCCAGGGCGCCAACGUCCUCAAGCGCAACAUCAAGGCGAAGCCCGAGGCGACGACCUUCUCGCCCACGACGCAGGCAGCCAUCCGCCGUACCCACAACGCGACGGUGUCGACGGUUAAGGUGACAAAGGGCACCAUUGGUAUGAUCAACAAGGCCGUCGACUACGUUGUCGACCGCAAGGGCGGUGCUGGCAAGCCUGCCAUCAACCCUGGUCGCACGGCUGCCAACCCCUCCACCUCGGCCUGGGGUAAAGCGCCCGCACCUGCGGGUCCUCCUCCUGCCGCUGGGCCCUCAGCGGCCGCUUCCAAGGCUGCCGACCCUCCACCAUACUCGGCAUACGACAACGAUGACAAGAAGGGUCCCGCCCCCGGCGCUGCUCCUGCAGCCCAGGGCUUCCCCGACCGCGUCGCUGCACCGCUUGCGCCCGGACAAAAGCGGCCAUUCCUCAACCGUGUCGUGCUGGCUGGUGAGGUCGUCCUCUCCUCGCUCGAGGCGGCCGGCAACGACCUCAUCUCGGCGGGCACUGUCGCGGCCUCGUCGGUCGUGCAGGCGAGGUACGGCGACGAGGCGGGCCACGCCACGGCCCUCCUCGGCGGCACGGUUCGCAACGUCGCGCUCGUGUACGUCGACGUGCGUGGUAUCGGUCGCCGCGGUAUCCUCAAGGCGACGGCCCGUGGAUGGGUCAAGGCCCGCCUCCGUGGUGGCCAGGAGGUCCGCCUGCAGCCCGGCGCGCCGGUCGCGCAGAACGUCGGCGGCGAGUUCAUCGUCGGUGUGCCGCAGCAGGGCGGCGCGUACGGCCCGCCCACGGCCAACCCGGCGGCACCCAAGGCCAGCUCUGGAUGGUUUGGCAAGAGCAAGAAGCAGUGA